This is a messenger RNA of Heterotrigona itama, 1940 nucleotides long. The record is from the annotation of a GenBank genome assembly. Lineage: Eukaryota; Metazoa; Arthropoda; Insecta; Hymenoptera; Apidae.
AUGACUGUAAUACAAAGAGUAGUGUAGGUAUCUUUAACUUUAUACGAAAUCAAAUAUUUUGGUUAUGAUUCUUAUUUUUACGCGUAUUAAAACUUUCGUCGAUUUUCGUUAAACAUUAUUGAAAAUGAAAUUUUUUUUAUAAAUAUAUGUAUUUUUUGUCUUAGAAAUGUAAAUGUGAUUUUUAUUGUAGAAAACCAACUACCCACAAGGGUAAAAGAGCUAUUAUAAAAAAAGAACCAAAACUAAUAGAAGAUAGUAAACAAACUUUGUGUUUUAAAGGUAAAAACACAUCACAGAUUGUAGUAGAUUUUAUGAAAGAUUUGGUAAGUUGAAUUAUAUAAUAUGAUUAUCACACAAAAUGUUUUAUAUGAAUGAUAUGAUCGAUGUUUGAUUUUAGUAUGAUUUAAAAAAGCCAGAUGCACAACUAAUGCAGAAGAAAAAUGAUAUAUUACCAUUUGAAGAUAUAACACGUAUUGAAAAGUUUUCUAUAAAAUAUAAUGCACCACUUUUUAUGAUUGCCUUGCAUAAUAAAAAACGUCCUCACAAUUUAAUAAUGGGAAGAAUGUACGAACAAACAUUAUUAGAUAUGGCAGAAUUUGGCAUAGAAAAUUAUACAGGACUGAAAGAUUUUAAGAUUUCAAAAAUUCCAGAAGGAAUGAAACCUUUGUUAGUUUUCAAUGGAGAACUUUUUGAAAAUAAUCACGAGUUCAAUAGAAUAAAAAAUUUGCUUGUGGAUAUGUUUCAAAGGGAAUCAGUUGAAAAAAUUAGACUACAAGGUCUGGAACAUGUCUUAAGUUUCACUGCAGUUGAGAAUAAAAUACUUUUACGCAGUUAUAGGGUACUUCUGAAAAAAUCUGAUUGUAGAAUACCAAGAAUUGAAUUAGAAGAAAUUGGACCAAGAGCAGAUUUAAUUUGUAGACGUACAAAACUUGCUUCUGAAGAUUUGUUUAAGCAAGCUUGUAAAAAACCAAAGGAGCUUAAGGUUAAAAAGAAAAAGAAUAUAUCUAUAGACAAAUUUGGAACAACUUAUGGUCGUAUACAUGUUGGUGCUCAAAAUAUUAAUAGUAUACAAACGAGAAAGAUGAAAGGAUUAAAAAAAACAGUGGCAGAAAAGAAAGUUGGAAUGAAAAGAAAAAAUGUCGAAAAUAAUGAUAACUCAAAGAAAUUAAAAGUUAACAAUAAUAAUUCGACUGACUAAUUGUAAGUUGUAUUAAUUUAACUCCAAAAUCAGUAUGGAAAUAAAUGUAAAUACAAUUUUUUUUUUAUUAAAAAUAUUAAAUUACUGUAUGAAUGUUUUUAUUUAUUUAAUAUUUUUUGAUACUCCAAACAGUUUCAGUUUUGUAAUCCUAGAAUAACAGAAUUAGAAUAGGUAUAAUAUAGUAAUAAGGAAUAUAGAAUAUAUAACUUAAAAAUAUUAAAUUAAUCAAAUACAUAUAACGUUCAUACCUUUAUUAUUAUACCACAAGUGGUAAGUUCUGAUCGUACUUCGUCGCACGCUGUAAGUAAAGUUUUAUCUUUUACAUCUCGUUCUAAAGCUUUAUUACGCACAGUUUGUCUAAAUUUUAUCAAACAGUCUAUGACAUUGUUUAUUUUAUAAUCGUUUUCUUUACUACGAUUUGAAAUUCCAAAUUUAGAAAGUAUUGUUGUUACAUAAUUCAAUACUGCAGUUACAGCAGGUAUGCAGGUACCGCAAGUCUUUGUACUAUCCUAUGUUUAAUAUAACAGUAUUAUUAUCUCAGUAAAUUAAUAUACUACUAAAUAUUUACCUGAAAAUCGUGUAACAUUUUAUUUCCUACAUCAAUUAGAUUCAUAAGUGAUUUCAUAGCUUGUGCAGUUUUAAAAUCAUUUGCUAAUGCAAUAUUAAUGCUGUUCCUCGUUUCUUCUAAACACUAAAGUAUUAAUUCAAUGACAAAUAUAUAUAGUAUACAACAUUUAUGUAA